This is a messenger RNA of Bufo bufo (common toad), 1961 nucleotides long. It is a transcript of the gene DMAP1, whose product is annotated as DNA methyltransferase 1 associated protein 1. The transcript is spliced from 11 exons. Gene Ontology annotation, cellular component: Swr1 complex; nucleus; NuA4 histone acetyltransferase complex. The record is from RefSeq and is a predicted model, not a curated record. Gene Ontology annotation, biological process: DNA repair; negative regulation of transcription by RNA polymerase II; chromatin remodeling. NCBI's taxonomy places the organism in Eukaryota, Metazoa, Chordata, Amphibia, Anura, Bufonidae. The coding region runs from base 78 to 1472 and encodes 464 amino acids. Gene Ontology annotation, molecular function: transcription corepressor activity.
CUCCAUGUGACGUCAUCAGGCUGCGCCCCUGCGAUAACGUCUCAGCGGUCUGCAGCUGACAGAACGUCGCGUCCACCAUGACGACUGGAGCCGACGUCAGGGAUAUUUUGGAGCUGGGGGGUGUGGAGCAGGAGACCCCUGGAAUAAUCAGCAAGAAGGACAUUAUAAAUGCAGACAAGAAAAAGUCCAAGAAAUCUUCUGAGACCCUGACGUUCAAGAGGCCGGAGGGGAUGCACCGCGAGGUGUACGCUCUGCUGUACUCCGACAAAAAGGAUGCCCCUCCAUUACUACCCAGCGACACGACACAAGGAUACCGCACGGUAAAGGCAAAGCUGGGCUGUAAGAAAGUGCGACCGUGGAAAUGGAUGCCCUUUACAAACCCAGCCAGGAAGGACGGCGCCAUUUUCUACCACUGGAGACGGGCUUCAGAGGAGGGGAAGGACUAUCCAUUUGCCAGGUUUAAUAAAGCGGUGCAGGUCCCCGUGUACUCCGAGCAGGAAUAUCAGCUGUAUCUGCACGACGACGGCUGGACCAAGGCCGAGACUGACCACCUGUUUGACCUCUGCCGGCGCUUCGACCUGCGCUUCAUUGUCGUUCACGAUCGCUACGACCACCAGCAGUUCAAGAAAAGGUCAACAGAAGAUCUGAAGGACCGUUACUACGCCAUCUGUGCCAAGCUGGCAAACAUCCGCGCCACCCCGGGAACAGACCUGAAGAUCCCAGUGUUUGAUGCCGCUCAUGAGAGAAGGAGAAAGGAGCAGCUGGAGAGGCUUUAUAACAGGACCCCGGAGCAGGUUUCGGAGGAGGAAUAUCUUAUCCAAGAGCUGCGGAAGAUUGAGAGCAGGAAGAAGGAACGGGAGAAAAAAGCCCAGGACCUCCAAAAGCUCAUCACUGCCGCCGACACCACCACCGAACUGCGGCGGGCUGAGAGGAAAGCCACCAAGAAGAAGCUGCCUCAGAAGAAGGAGACCGAGAAGCCUGCUGUCCCCGAAACGGCUGGCAUCAGGUUUCCAGACUUCAAAUCGGCAGGAGUGACGCUGCGCAGCCAAAGGAUGAAACUCCCCAGCUCAGUCGGACAGAAGAAGAUUAAAGCUCUGGAUCAGAUGCUAUCGGAACUCGGAGUAGAUUUGAACCCGAUGCCGACCGAGGACAUUGUGCAGAUGUUUAAUGAGCUGCGCAGCGAUCUGGUCCUGCUCUAUGAGCUCAAACAAGCCUUCUCCAACUGCGAGUACGAGCUGCAGAUGCUUCGCCAUCGCUUCGAGGCCUUGUCCAAAACCGGAACCGCCAUCACAGCCGCGCCUGUGGAGAGCUCCAGCGGGGAGACCCAGGCUCCUGCCAGCACAGAGGAGAUCAAACUGGAGCUGAAGGACCCCAUCAUAGACGUGGUGGGAGCACCGCUGACCCCCAACUCGCGGAAGAGACGAGAAUCCGCCUCAAGUUCAUCGUCCGUGAAGAAGAUGAAGAAGCCUUGAGGUUCUUGGCACAGUGACCAGUGAGAACGCCUGGCUCGGCUUCAGUGCCUUCCGGUGACGCCGAAAGGAGCCGCUGACAUUCUGCAGCUUUUAAUUUAUGUAAAUAUUGUUUUAUGUUUGCAAUUAGAGAAUUAGAUAGUGAGACAGAGCGGGCGUGACCCCCAGCACAUGGACUCUAUUGUGAGCGCGGAGCCGGGGCCGCUGGGACUUGGCACCUUUUCAACUGUUAAAAGGUGCAGAAGGAACUUGGGGAAACUCUUUGUGCCCCAGAAGUCAGAGCUCACCCCCCACAGGUCGUGGCCUUUACCUCCAUGACAAGUAUUUUCCCACGAUAGCGAUGAGAUGUCAGACUCCUCCCACUAAUGGCCCCUCCCCUACACAGGUGCAAAUAGAUAGUUUUAUGAUGAUUAGGCUCCACCCAGGAAGGAAAAUAGAAAAUGGCGACUGGAAAUGAUGCAUCUUGGGAGAUGAAUAAAAUAAGAAGUAAUC